AUGCCUUCACAAGCUGAGCUCAAGGAAAUAUUUCUAUUGUACGACGAGGAAUUGGACGGUAAGAUUGAUGGUACUCAGAUCGGUGAUGUUGUACGAGCUGCGGGUCUUAAGCCAACCAAUGCUAUGGUUGUUAAAGCAAGUGGAAAUGAAUACAAACGAAAAGGUGAAAAACGUAUAACUUUCGAAGAGUGGAUGCCAAUUUAUGAGCAAUUGAGCAAAGAAAAGGAACAAGGAACAUUCCAGGAUUUCGUUGAAGGAUUGAAAGUUUUUGAUAAAGAAGAAACAGGAAAGAUUAUGGCAGCAGAAUUAAGGCAUGUCUUGAUGGCUUUAGGCGAACGUCUGACAGCUGAAGAAGCGGAUGAAAUAAUGAAAGGUUCAGAAGAUGGAGAAGGAAUGGUUUCUUAUGAAGCAUUUGUCAAGAAGGUACUGGCUGGACCAUUUCCGGAUGACUGA
Molecule: messenger RNA, 453 nt
Organism: Cercopithifilaria johnstoni
Lineage: Eukaryota; Metazoa; Nematoda; Chromadorea; Rhabditida; Onchocercidae
Source: the annotation of a GenBank genome assembly